GGAGGGGCUUGUGGGUCGUGUCGAGUCUUCAGUGUAUCACCGAGCUAGCCGGGUUCCCUGUCUUUCAUUCAUCACCGGAACUGUGCAGCUCGUGCAUCAUCCGUGAUACCGUCGUCUCGUCUUGCCAUCCCGUCUCCUCCGACCACCGACACCAAGGACACCUCGGCCGGCCAUCACCCGCGGCGGGGCUGCGUGGGAAAAAUGACAUGGAGCCUGCUAUCGCGCAACAGAGUGGUUUGCGUAUGUGUUUGCGUCGGCAAGGAGCCUACUGGCAUGAAGCACUGGAGCCAAGGAUCUACCCAGGAGACAUGAAUGAUUUUGGUGUCCAUGUUCUCAUCACACCAACAGGAUAAUCUACUGAAGACAUGUUAUUUCAAGAUGAAGAUCGAUACCAGCCUGACUAUGCUCCAGCUGCCUGAGGCGCUGUCCCAGGCAGGCCUUCAGUUCUCGGUAGCCACUGAAGAGGACUUCGAUGAGAUCAUGGCUAUGAGCCAGGACAUCUAUGGAGGCCUUGACUACCUGCCCACUAGGUACACCAACUGGCUGCAGGAGACCAACCGCACAGUCAUAUUGGCCCGCAAACAGGGGAAAGUGAUUGCUCUGGAGUCAGUGUGUGUGAUUGACGAUGGGGAGACUAUGCUGGUGGAAGGUCUACGUGUCGCCCCUCAGGAAAGGGGCAAGGGCGUGGCUGGAGUUCUGCUGCGCUUUUGCUGCGAGCUGGUCAAAUCCAAGUACCCUGAGGUCAAAGUAACGCGCUUGACCCGUGACGAUCAGCUUGGACCCAAGGAUUUCCAAAAGUAUCGCCUCAUAACCAAGCAGGGUAUUUUGCUGGUGCGCUUCAGAGCUGAAGACCUUAAGUUUCGUCUGUCUGAGCUCGGUCUGGAUGGAGACAUCCAAUCCACUUUGUCCACCUCCUCUUCAAACCCUCCUCCGGUGCGUCUUGACCACACAGCUGUCCACCGGCUGUAUCUGACCACUGACCUGCUGCAGGGGCUCCUUCCUAAUGGCACCAUCAUUCAAGACUGGCAGCCAUUCAAGCUUUUGCCCAGUAACAUGGCCAUUCUACUGAAGAAGGACAUUGACUGGAUGGUGGAUGAUGUGUCCAACCCUGCUAUGGCCAGCCUCUGUACCUUCCCUUUUAGGGUGCCCAUUGGAGAUGACUGGUAUUACCUGAACAUUGACAUGUUCGGUAAAGACCUGGACCUGGCUCGGCAGCAGUUCUUGUGCCACCUGCACCGCCACACUGCUACCCUGAAGGGUCACGUGAUGUGCCAGAUGUUCCUGGACCCGCCACUCUGGAAGGCCAUGGCCGAAUUCUGCCGCAACACAUUGAGCGUGGAGCUGGUGAAGGAGUACACCGAGCAAUGCGUGGUGGAGUCAGACGUCGUCUAGUUACAGACGGUGGAUGGGAAAAGAGUAGAAGACGAAGGAGCCAGAAUGAAGACAAGGGUCUAGACAACAAGGAAUGGACAACUCAAUUACACUUAACAGAAAAACACAACCCUCUGUACUGAGGAGAUAGAAACCAAGCAAACUAAAUGUAGUUUCUACAAAACAACAACAACUUCUAAGAGUGCAGUAAGUUAGAUUUAACAAUACACAAACAAAUACAGGGAGUGGACAUAAAACCAUGAAAACAUCAUGUAAUCAGCUAUCUUAACGAUUAAUAUUCAGUUGGGGUCAGAGGUGUUGAUACUACUUUACAGUCAUUAGUACCAUUUUUAAGGCGGUAGUUUUGAGGUACUUAAUAUUUCAUUCCCACAAUGUACAUAGAGAGUGGGGACUAAAUAACAUAAACACCCCUUAGUAGAGGUCUUCAUGGGUCAAAACGUUUGGAAAACAUAAGCAAACCCAAAGUAAAUUUGUUUUAAAUAGACCCAAUUGGAAAAAGGGGUUCCAAGAGCAGUCGGACCCCAUUUGAAUAGCCAGAGGAUAAUUGGCUGCAUUUUCAAGAUGGUUUACAAUUGGUCAACGGUGCACAUUUUUGCAAACGUUGGUGCAUUUUUGGUCCAAAACAUCAGUGUUAGGGAUAGAGUUAGGGUUAACCCUAACCAUAGGCUAAUCCUAACCCAAUGCAGUCCAAUGCCACAACACUACAAACUACAGCCUUAAAAGGGACAUAUAGAGUUUAAUAAAUCAGCUUCUUAGCUUAUCUCAAAUUUUAUUAUAAUGAUUGCAUAGUUUUUUCGUAUUAUAUCCACCCUCUGUAUGUCGUAUGACAUGAAAAUGUGUAAUAAGAGUGAUGAGAUUGGGAAGGCUUUCUCACACCGGUAGCAUUGAUGUAACCUAAAACCUAAAAACAGUCAACAUGCAAAUGCUAUUCUUUGAAGAAAAUGUUGCCUAAGUACCCUUAGGGAAUCUCAAACCUUUCAUCUCUGUUAUUUCUGUAAAUAUGAACCUUCUAAAUAUAUACACAAGCUGAGUUGGGUUACUAAAUCUGCACAACUCUGAAGGCACUUUAUUAAAACUACACAGACAGGUUGUGUCUACGUUAGACUGAAAAGGAAUAGUUCAGAAUCAAAUAUGGGUAAUUUACAGAUCCCAUCGCUCUAAGGUUAUGGGUGCAUCUACUAACUAGUAUUACCUUAGGGACAUCGUCAACAAAUCUCUGCAGAAACAACAAACAAAGCCUGUCAUCGAAAUGAAUGUCAGUCACAAAAUGGCUGACAAUUUAUCCUUCGUCAAGCUUAUGUCUUAGCUUUUGUCUUUUUAUUGUUUCAAAUCUUUUACUGUAUAUACAUGUUACUAAUUUAAUAUUUUCACUUAAAUGCUGCAAUAAGAUUUUAACAGAAAUUAUUAACUUCUGAAGCUGUACGUGAAAUCUGGGCUUACUUUUGUAGAUUGCUAGCAUAAUGCCAAACAAAAUGCUAAUGCUUGAAAAUGUUUAACAGACUACUGUGCAGUUUACUACUGGCUUCAGAUGAAGCAGGGAGAAGGAGUAGAAUGAAAAUAACUGUGUUAGAAUUAACAGUAAUAUACUUAUUUGUUUUAACCAUCACUAAUAUUAGCUGGCAAACGCCUUUUGAAAUACAGUGUUCCCUGUAACUACACAAGACCAGCUUUGGCUAUGUUAGAGCAAACUAAUCUCUAGUUUACUGUACAGAAUAUUGUGGAUUAUACCAUGGCCAAGGACAGUACUAAUUUCAGACACAUGUCCAUUAACAUGCUAACUACAUGGCUACAGGGAUGACGGUUGGUACUGUAGGUUGGUCCACCACUUUUGUCCAGACUUAAAUAUCUUGACAACUACUGGAUGGAUUGUCAUUAGACAGAGGAUGAAUCCUAAUGACUCUGGAAUAUUCCUUGACUUUUCAUAAUGCCACCAGUAGGCUCAAUAUUUUACUUAUCCAAUGAGAUAUCACAACAUUUACAAAAAAUUAAAAAAGAACAUCCCAAAGUUUAUGUUUUUUCUAAAGAGACCCAAGCUCAAAGGGGUUCCGAGAGCAGUCAGACCCAAUUUUAAUAGACAGGGGAUAAUUGGGUCAGCACUACCAAGGUGGUUUACAAUUGUUGUAGAACAUCUAAGUGGCCAUGGUAUAAGCACAAUACCUAUCUGUGCCAUAUAGAAAAUAAUGAACUUGGUGGAGGAAAUGACAUACUCUACUUCACAUUCUUUGGCCUCCAUCUACAUGUAGUCCAUUAUCACCAACAUAUUUAACCUCUUCUAGAGGCACCAGAGCACGCCUAAAAAUGUUUUUGUUUUUUUAAACAUUUUUAAAGUUUUCUCUAGUGAUUACUUGCCCCUGUGGCCAUGACAUCAUAUAAGCAUCCAUAGCACACUUGUUACACUCUCUAAAUCUCCCUUUAAAGCCCAUAUAGAGGGUGUAACACAGGACCAUUAGUCUGAGCCAGACAGAAAUAUCUUGAUGGAAAAACAUGUCAGUUUUGUAUAGAACUAUUUUUACCUCUCUGUUGCCUUGACCAUCUUUUAUCUUGACUUUGAACCCUUUCUUCUUCUGGUAUGCAAUUUUCUAGGUGUGAGGAUGACUGGGCCUCUUUUCCGAAGAAAGAUAAAUGAUGAGUCAAAUCCUUAAAACGUUUUACAAAAGGGAACUAAAUGAAACAGACCUUCCUUUUUUUGUUUUAAUUAUUUACAUUGUAGGAUGGACCUUUUAGCGUGGCCAUCAUUUUCAACAUAUUCCAGGGAGCAUAACAAAAUAGGAGGACAACUAUCUUUUUACCCUAUUGUUUGUAACCAAAGAAAGUCACUACUCAUCUAAACUGAUGCCCUAUCAUUUGCUGCCAGGGUUGAAGUUAAGAUAUGGAAGAUUAGAGGGCCAUGGGUCUAAUUAUUUUAUAUUAGUUUUUUUCGUGAUCACAGAAUACUUUUUUUAAACUAUUCUAACAAAUCUCUGUUUUAUUGUGAUCACAGAAUCAUUAUUGUGAUCUUGUCAUAACAUAACCCAAACUGUGUUCUCAUGAUUCGGAUUCAGACCUGAUAAUCAUAUACAAUCUAGGACUGCCACAAACAUUUGACACUAGCAGAUGAAACAAUUAGUUAUUAGUUCACUCAAUCCAGGGUUUACUAGGGGACCCUGGGUCUAAAACAAGGAACUGAGCCCUAUUCCUCGCCCAAUACUGGACUAAGACAUGGCCCCAGUUUUGGUGUGGCAAUUUGACUAAGUACAACUUUAAUCUUGGGCUCCACAAUAUAAGCUGACAUGUGUGAAUGAAGGUUUAAAACUAGAUUAGAUAAUAAACCAUUUUAUGAUCAGCGUCAGCUGAUAUUCUGCUUUUAACGGUUUAUUUUCUGGAGUUCCCAAAAAUUAUUUCCAAUUUGGGUUGGAGCUCAUUGAGGGGAGGUCCACCUUCCAAAGUCUGCCAGUAGGUAGCGGCUUACAGUCCACUGGGGCUGGUCAAAGUUGUGGUAUUCGAAAAUAGUGUGGCCUUGAUAAGUAUACUACAUUCAUUAAACAUUCCAUCCUACCCUAUUCCUUAUAGUAUUACUAGUAGUAGAGAUAGUUUUCCAUUGGUAGGAAACAGUUGGUUUAUAGUAUAGUGAACUUGCGCGAGCUGAUCAUAGAUCAUUCCCAUCUAUCCAUCCUGGUCGCAGUUGCAGCAGGCUAAGCAAGGUACAUACUUACAUACAUACUUCUCGUUAGCCUCAUCCCCCAGCUAGUCCCCAGGUAUCCCAAGACAUUCCGCAGCUUGAUGGCAUAUGUUUUCCCAUCAGCAUGUUCUUUGUCUGCCCUGGAGUCUCCUCCUAGAUGGACAUGUCCGGAUAAACUUUAAAGAAAAGGUGUUCAUGAGGCAUGAACCACCUCAACUGGCUCCUUUUGACAUGAAGGAGCAGUGGCUCUACUCCGAGUUUCUUCCAGAUCCAAGUUUAUCACCCCUUCUUUAAGAGUAAGAACAGACACCCUGUGAAGGAAACUUACUGCGACAAUCUCAUUCUUUCGGUCAUUGCUGAUCAUUGAGGGUUGAGACUCAUAAAUCAACUGCUAAAUCAAGAGCUUUGCCUCAACAAUGACAGUCCGAUACAGUGUCCACAUUACAGUUGAUGCAGCACCAAUUUAUUUGAGAUCUCGUGUUCCAUUCCUUGACUUAGGGCAGUAAUACUCUCUAAACCCAAGUGACCAAAGACCACCAUGACAGAAGGUGAAGGCUGGAAUGUAAAUCGACCAGUAAAUCCAAUGCUCGGCUUUCAGGCUCAGGUCCCUCUUCAACACAACAGUUUGGUAAAUCCAUCUUACCCUCACUUGUAAACAAGACCCCAAGAUACUUGGUUUCUUGUUGGCAGCUUAUCACUCCCAACUCAGAGUUAGCGAACCACCGGUUUUCCAGUAUAAUACCAUGACUUCAUUGGACUUGGAAGUGCAAUUGCAGCAUGGUGGCCCAAUGGUUAGCACUGUGGCCUCACAGCACAAAGGUACCGGGUUCGAACACUGGUCGUCCUGGGCCUUUCUGUGUGGAGUUUGCAUGUUCUCCCCAUGCCUGCAUUAGGUUUUCUCCAGGUGCUCCGCCACUAAAAACAAGUUCCCCUCCCUCUCACUUCAUUAGAAGUCGCUAUGGAUUAAAGCGUCAGCUAAAUGACAUGUAAUGUAACAUUAAUAGUUGAAUUGCCACACAUGAAUUUUAGCCAAUUUUGUCUAAAUGAUCAUGAGAAGUCAGUUUGGUAAGUUUUGUUAAUUAUGUUAUCACGAAAAAACAAAGCUUGUUCAUUUUGAUAGUUUUCCUGGGAUUUCAAGAAAAUAACUAAAAACAACAAUCAUCUUAACCACCCAUGUGCUCUACUGCCUUCUGUGUGAAGAUGUCUAGGAAGAUAAAAGAUAAUGAUUUUUGAAAGCCUUUAUCCGGUAAUGAAGAAAUGUAUAUGCAGCCCUUCUCCACACCCUUCUUUGAAAAACACUCUGUACAAUUAGCUCCAUAGUUUCCUCACAAUCAAAUACAACCUCUGUUAAGUUUCACAUAACCUUAUGAUAAAUAUACGUAUUAACUUAUUUUUGUUGUCUUGUCAUAAUAAUAUGUAAUACAUGUAAAUACUGUACGUUGUGCUGGAAAGCCACUGAGCUUGUGAGAUGCCAGAAGGAAGACUUACAGUAAUGGUAACACUUGAAUGGCAAAAAAAGAGCUUAUGAUAGCCUCAUUCAGAGGAAACAAACAGUGGCCAGUUGUGAAUUUAUCUUUAAGAACUUGUCAACCCAUCACUGAUCACCUCACUUUUAAGUGAAUAAAUCUUUCUAUUUUCAAUGUUCACUCAAUUCGCCCUGCUGCCACUUUAAGUUUAGCACCAUUUCAGCAUUCUCUGCCUUCUUUAGUUCUGAUAUUAUCAGCUGCUUCAGGCAAAAGACAUUAGGAGAUCUGCUGGUUGUUCUCUAAUCUGGUAAAUUGUUUCUUUCCUAUCUACAAAUCAAUAAUCCCUUGUAGAACCUUCAUCCAUCUCAAGGCCUCAGUAUGCUUCAAAGGAAGUAGGAGAUAAGUGUUUAUACAUGUUACGAAUGGCCACACUUAAAGACGGGGCCAUAAUGCCUGCCGUCGUAAUAAUUCUGUCUUUUGCGCGUCUUUGUGGUCCGGAUGUGACGAAUCUUAAAAAAUAACUUUUCACAUCCCUCAUGAUCCCACCAUCAGAAAGGCGCUUCUAGACACUUAGAAAAAUACUUUCUUUAAAGAAUACUGAAGGCUUAAAGUUGUAAACUCAAUAUUUUGACUUGUAAUCCUUGAAAAAAAAUUUGUACCAACAAACUUCUUUUUACCUUUCGAGUUGCUAGGGUCAUGGCAACCUCAAUAAAUUGGCCUGGUCAAUUUUUAUCAAUUUGUGCUGCCAUUUUGAGUUUUAUUUUUGUCAUUUUUGAUUUGUUAUAUCAAACUGUUUGGCUACCACAUGCACACAAAAUACACAAAAAGAAAGUUGCAAAGCUCCAAUGUUGAUCAAAUUCUUUUUCUCCUUUUAAAACACUUCCAUGAAAUUGACUCAGACAUUUGAAAAUCUUUUGAAUGCUUUUAUUAUGGCUUAUCGAGAGCAUUUUGACAUUUUAAACAAUUUGGCAUUGGCAUGCAAAUGAUUCUGGCUGAAGCUGUAGAUUUUGCGUCUGUGUUUCUUUGCCUUGUUAAUGAUCCAAAUCGUACAUUACAUCUACAAGUCCAAACAGUAAAUGCUUACAUAAUUCCCUCUAACCCCAUAUCCAAAAGGUGAAGAGUAUCCUACAGACUUCUGAGGUCUUUAACAUCGCUUCACGUAUUAAAACUAGUUUCUGCCACUGAGUUCUGCAGAUUGAGAUCAAUCUAACAGAUGUGGUUUGAUGAAUUUCUGCGAUCGCCUUUUUAAAUAUGAUCAAAAACACUUCUACGUACAUUCGACGUAGAAGAAAAAGAUGAGGUAAUUUAACCCAAGGCUUAAGAGUUUACUACAGUAUUGGCAUAACUGCAGUGUGAUUUUGUAUGACUGUAUAACACAUUGCCCAACAGAGUUCUUGGAUUAUCCCUUUCAGUACCACUUUCACACAAGGGAUGCUUGUUAUUAAAUCCUUUUUUAAUAGAGAUCAGUAAAAACUGUAAACAAGGGCAUUUUUUUGGUUUUGCAUGACAGAUAAACACAGGCCAAGAGAGGUAUUGCAUUAACCCUUUUUAAUAUUUAGUUUUUAAAGUAAUUCUUUUUAAAGGGUUUCCACAUUAAUAGCUCUAUAAUCUCUUUAAUGUUUUAUGAUUCAAUAAUUUAUUCAUGCUUUGUAGGCCAGUAAUAAGGGCAACAUUUGGGUUUCAAGAUUGCAUGGUGUACAGUGUAUCAUCUUCAAGCAUAAUAAAUUUUGUAUUUUGAAAUAGCUCUUCAGCACUCAGAUCUUCUGGGGCUGCGUAUUGAACUCAAAUUAAUGGCAACUUGAAUAGAUUUGAUGGCUUUAUUAGAAAAUGAGGGCUGGAAGACACUUCUCUGGGCUUUGGUUGUUGUUUCUUUUAGACGUGUACAUAUUUUGGGUACAUUCAUGUGUUUUAAUAUGUGGUGGCGCUCUUCUCUGCUUAGAUCUGCCGAGAUCUAUGACAUUUCCUAUCUUCCUCCACUGGGGUUAAGGUUUGGUUAAGUCUAGGCACAAAAAACACUUGGUUAGUAGGAAAAUAUUGUGGUUUGGAACUACUUUUUGUCAAGGUUAGGGGACCUUCGUCAAGAGAAUUUUGAUUUUAAAGAAACAAACAUUUAGUAUUGGUAAGAAAUGUGAAACAAACAGCGGCCACUAACAUUAUAGCUACCACUGUCAUUGCUCUCAUAGACAUUUCAUAAUUCACACGGUCAAUAGACUUUCUCACCGGAUAAAUGUUGUAUUUAGGCAUUUGAACAAACAAUUGAUGCUGCCAUUUUUAAUUGGAGGACAGUCUCUAAUGUUUUUUUCACAACCCGAUAAUCCAAAAGUUCUUUGUACAAAUAGUUUAUUACUGCUUUAUAAAGCAUUUAUAAAUGAUGUAUCAACCAUUAACAAAGUUAUUAGUAACAACUCAUAAAACUGGGCACCAUGUCUAAUAAAAUACCAUUUUCAUGGGUUUAUGCUACCAUACAACUAGCAUUAGCUUACAUCACCAUCGUGUACAAGACAGGGAUGCUAACACAGAGGAUGUAUUUGAUGAUGGAGGAAAAUAACGUUAGAUAAAAAGGAUUGCAAAACUUUUAAAGAUUGGUUAUAGAGCCCAGUAUCGCCCCAAAAUCCCACUAAUCAGGGAAAGUAUCUUCAGCCAUGAAGUCUCAGAUGUGUUUGUUUCCAGAGUGCUGGAUGCCUAUGCUUACUUCUAUAUAUAGAAAAUAUACCGCACAAAUAUACAUGUUCAGUAGAUACACUGGAUUUUAUGCAUAAUAUUUCUUCACUGGAUGUGGAUGCAAUGUGUGCUUGAGGGAAGCUCAAAGAAGUGCCAAAUUUCAUGACUGCUGAACUUCCAUGUUUGUCAAUUAGCUUACCAAAAUAUAUGAAAAAAAAGCAGCACAUUUCUAGAGUUUUUAUUCGCUUUUAGUAGAAAUGUUAUCUGUGGGUUAAAUGUUUCUUUUUUUGUAGCCCCAUAGCACGCAAACAAAAGUCAAAGGUGAUAUCAGUGGUUGAAUGUGACACUGAAUUGAAAGAUUGAAGGUUUUCUUUCUUAUAGCACUUUGUUUAAAAAAAUGUGAUCAUUGUAUACUUUGUAUACAACUGAAUAAAAUGCUAACACAUUGUGCUGCAAACCCUAUAAGUAGUAUAGGGUUAAGUGUAAUAUUAAUGUAUGUUUAUGACUUACUGUGCAAGCCAUUAAGUUAGUGGGUAAAGCAGCAUGCACUUUAGUUGUCUUUGGCAAUUAUACUGUAGAUAAGCUCCCAUCUCCUGUAAAGUAGCAUCGACUUCAGUGAAAAACACAUGUUCUUGUCGCACAUCUUGAUGUCCAGAAACAAUCAUAUAGUGUCAUGUGAGAUAAGCCUUUCUCUGUCGGUUUGACAAUAUUUCUCCAAAGCUGAACCAUUUGACAAAUGACAUGUAGAGCAGUUGGUCAUCAGUAUACAGUGGCAUUGAAAAUAAGACUAUAUUUUAACAACUAAAAGAAUAACACAAUGAGAGUUUGAAAUGGCUGUGUUCUGAGGGAGUAAUGCGGGUUUGGGUUAGUUAAGCCAAGAGAUAAAAAAAAAAAAGUAAAAACGUAACUAAGUACAUUUAGUAUACUAGUUUUUAAGUACUUUAUGUGAGUAAUUCCAUUUUGUGAGAUCUUAUACUUUUACAUUUCAGAGGGAAAUAUUGUCCUUUUUAUUCCACUACAUUAACCUGACAUCUGUAGUAACUAGUUACUUUAAUUAAAGACUAACGUUGUUACAUGCAAAAUAUAAAUAAGAUGCACUGCUAGAGUUUAAACUAGCCAGUGUGAUGAUAGAAAUAUGUAGGCUUUAAAGAUUUUAUUUUAAUAUGCACUCAGUGAUGCAAAUCUUUAUCUCUGUACAUUAAAUCUUUCUCUGUGCUUGAUUUGUAGUGAUUGCUUUAUCAUGGCUUGAUUGAUAAUGCCUUGGACCCCCGGAAAAGGGGGAACAUGAUCAAACCUUCCUCAUUUGUUGUAUUUUCAGUAAAGACAAGUGAUGAGUCUGUG
Perca fluviatilis (European perch) is the source of this 10518-nucleotide messenger RNA. It is a transcript of the gene nat16, whose product is annotated as N-acetyltransferase 16. NCBI's taxonomy places the organism in Eukaryota, Metazoa, Chordata, Actinopteri, Perciformes, Percidae. Gene Ontology annotation, molecular function: acyltransferase activity, transferring groups other than amino-acyl groups. The coding region runs from base 313 to 1392 and encodes 359 amino acids. The transcript is spliced from 6 exons. The record is from RefSeq and is a predicted model, not a curated record.